AUGCCAAAGGCAGCAGGGCCGUCAACGACAUCGGCAAUCGAGCGACUAUCACUUGGCUCAUCGUCGAGCCCUUCCACCUCGAGGCCAUCGCACGCACUACCAAGCUUCUCAAGCUCAGUCACGGCAAGUAGCGAUGAAUCUCACGUUGGAUCCUCAGCAUCGCUCGUACGAUCGGAAGUGCUCGAACUCGCCACGCCUUCACCGCACUACGUUGAUAGUCAAGCGCUACACAGCCUAGCUACCGAGAUGGUGGCCACACUCAUCCACAGUUCCGGCUUCGUAGCUAGUAAACAGUCACUUGCACGUCAAGAGCUUCAACUAGCAGGAAUCCAGCUCCCAACACUGAACAAGGCGCCCUCCAUGUCGACAACUCCAGGACCUGGCUCGACCACCUCCUCGGUUUCUUCUCCAUACAGCGAAGCUGUGCGAUCGAUCUCUAGAUUUGAUGCGUCCGAAACACUCUGCGAAGUUGAAACGCUGCUCACAGCUCGACUCGAAGGCAUCGGAUACCAGGUGGGCUAUCACAUGACGGAAAAUCUCGCGAGGGAUCGAGUAAGAUUCACAGACACGCUCGAUGUGCUCAAGUUUGUCUGCAAAGAAGUCUGGACGGCGGUAUGGGGCAAACAGGUGGACAACCUGCGCACAAAUCAUCGAGGUGUAUACGUGCUGCAUGAUAACCAAUUUGCACCGUUGAAGCACGUGUCGACCGCCCAGGGUGCGCAAGUGACGGCAAAGGAGUCGAGAGUGUUUUUGUCAUACCCCGUGGGCAUUGUUAAGGGCGCGCUGGCGCACUUGGAUGUGCCUAGUACGGUGGUGGCCGAGACAAAUCAGGCUCCACAGUGCACUUUCCAUGUCAAGACUCAAAAAGCCGUUGGUGGAGCAUCUGGUUCAACGGCACCAGCUGGACCUGCGCCCACGGCGUCAGCAACCAUGUAG
Molecule: messenger RNA, 936 nt
Organism: Mycosarcoma maydis (corn smut)
Lineage: Eukaryota; Fungi; Basidiomycota; Ustilaginomycetes; Ustilaginales
Exons: 1
Coding region: 1-936 (311 amino acids)
Biological process (GO): regulation of GTPase activity; endoplasmic reticulum to Golgi vesicle-mediated transport
Cellular component (GO): cis-Golgi network; TRAPP complex; trans-Golgi network
Source: RefSeq, a predicted model, not a curated record